AUAAAAAGUUGUAUAAUUAUCAAAACAAACCUUUACCAAUAUCGAAAAGAUGAAAGCAACUGAAGAAAUAAACGGAAAAUUUAGAAUGACAAAAGAAACGCUGAAAGAUAUUUGCAAACAAAAUAAGUUAUAUAAUACUCCCAGAAAUAAUGAUGUACUAUAUCUUCAUUUUAAAGGUUUUUCAAAAAUCGAAAAUUUAGAUGAAUACACCGGGUUAAAAAGUUUGUGGUUAGAAAACAAUUGUAUAAUGAAUAUUUCUGGACUUGACAAUCAGACGGAGCUAAUUUGUUUAUACUUGCAUAAUAAUGGCAUAUCAAAAAUAGAAAAUUUAGAUUCUUUAGUUAAACUAAAUACGAUCAAUUUGAAUCAUAAUUUUAUUAAAAAAAUUGAAAACUUGGAUAUGUUACGAGACCUAACUUCGUUGACCUUGUCUCAUAAUAAACUUUCCACAGCGGAUGAAAUUGCUCAUUUGGCUGAUUGCAAAACUUUGUCUGUGGUUGAUCUUUCAUACAAUUACUUAGAUGAUCCAGAUAUUGUCGAAGUGUUUGCCAAGAUGGAAUCUUUGCGUGUUUUAUCUUUAACUGGAAACAGUGUUAUUUCAAAAAUAAAGAACUAUCGAAAAAUAUUAACCUUAAAAUGUAAGGACCUUCUCAAUUUGGACGAAAGGCCCAUAUUUAAAAAGGACCGAUUAUGCACAGAAGCUUGGAGUGCUGGUGGCAUUGAAGCUGAGCAAGCCACGAGGGCUAAAUUAAACGAAGAAGAACAAAACGCGAUUUUUGAUUCUGUAAACGCGCUAAUUAGUUUACGUCAAAAACGUAAUAAACAAGUAAAUUUGUCAAUUCCCAAGGGCAACGAUGAUAAUUGUGUAGUCGAUAAAAAUGUCUUAACUGAUAAUUUAAUCAUUUCUAAAGAUUAUUACGAUGAAUUUGGUUCUUCAGAUGAUUCUAUUGACGAAUCAGAUAAACAAAAUCGAUUGGCACACGAUAUUAGUAGUGAUAGUGAAGAUGAUUCUUCUGCCAAUGAAUCACUUAAGACUAGUCCGUUGAUAUGCGAAAUUAAAAGCGGCAAUGAAGAUGAUUCUGAGGAUGACGGUUUAGUUCGCUCAAUCAAUCAAGAGUUACAGAAACCUAGUGUCACCCUAGAGAUUACACAAAAAGAAGGUAAUAACAAAUUUCGAAUUGGUCACAAUGAUACCGAGUCAGAAAGUAGUGGCGAUUUGUCAAAUGUACAAAAAGAAGAAUUUUUGGAAAAUAAAACAAUAAAUGUAGCAACUGAAAUGUGUCCUGAAAAUGUUCAAAUACAUUACCCACCUAAUAUAACUGAUGAUAUUAGAUUUAUUGGCAAUGAAUCAAAUCAAGGAAACGAUGACAAUUUUGGGGAAAAAGUCUUAGUUUUUAAAAAAAAAAUUAAUGAUGAAGAUAGAGUGGAAAAAUUAAAUAAUCUUGAAGUUACUAAUGAUAAUAUAGGUAUAGAAAAGGAAUACAAUUUAUCUGUUACGUAUGAACCUAACACUGAUGUAAAUGAUAUUUCUAUUAAGCUUCCGUGGAAACAACCGAACAAUAAUGAGUUUCACAUUAGAAAAAGUUUCAAAUAAAACCAUCAGGAAUUGCAUUUAUGCAGAAAUAUAUAAACAUUUUGAACA
Sipha flava (yellow sugarcane aphid) is the source of this 1642-nucleotide messenger RNA. RefSeq names its product dynein assembly factor 1, axonemal (gene dtr). Bases 50 to 1594 code for a protein of 514 amino acids. Gene Ontology annotation, molecular function: protein binding. The transcript is spliced from 7 exons. Lineage: Eukaryota; Metazoa; Arthropoda; Insecta; Hemiptera; Aphididae. The record is from RefSeq and is a predicted model, not a curated record.